Molecule: messenger RNA, 618 nt
Organism: Aspergillus oryzae RIB40
Lineage: Eukaryota; Fungi; Ascomycota; Eurotiomycetes; Eurotiales; Aspergillaceae
Product: DUF3602 domain-containing protein
Exons: 2
Coding region: 1-618 (205 amino acids)
Source: RefSeq, a predicted model, not a curated record
AUGGGAAUCAUAUUAGAAUUUUGCUAUGAUGCAAUCAUGCCGCCGGUUCCCUUUUGCGGGGAAAUUCUUUCCUUGUCUAGAAGGAGGCAUGAGAGUCCCAGAAAAACAACUAAUUAUCAAAUUAUAAUAAUUAGGAUUUCAAUUAUGCCAGCAACCGUGAAUUACCGGGUCGUUGAGCCCCAUCCUUCCGUUUCGCGCCCAGCUCUUCAUACAGCUCGCGGCGGCGCAGGCAACAUCAUCAGCCUGAAGAACACCAAGACCACCCCUUCACAGACGGCCACCGGUCCCCCAUCCUUGACACGUCUGGACUCUCACGUCCCUCCCGUCUACAAGUCCGGCCGUGGCGGUGCUGGAAACGUCCACAGCAGCAGUGAGCGCGCCAUCUUCAGCUUCGACGAGGAACUCGAACGGGACCUUCGUCGCGCCGCUCCAGUCUACCACGUCGGCCGCGGUGGUGCCGGAAAUAUGGUCUACAGCGACAAUGGAAGCACCCUGAGCCGCAAGUUCUCCGCCAGUAGCAAUGCCACGUCGAGUAGCACGGGGUCGACCAGCUCUACUCGGGAGAAGGCCCUGCGCGGCUUAGAGAAGGGCUGGGGCAAGUUGAGAGGAAUGGCAUAG